This is a messenger RNA of Fonsecaea erecta, 2862 nucleotides long. RefSeq lists its product as hypothetical. Lineage: Eukaryota; Fungi; Ascomycota; Eurotiomycetes; Chaetothyriales; Herpotrichiellaceae. The record is from RefSeq and is a predicted model, not a curated record. The transcript is spliced from 3 exons. Bases 1 to 2862 code for a protein of 953 amino acids.
AUGCCAAUUCUGCGGAAAGAAAGCGACUCACCAGCAGCGGCUAUCGACCUCAGAACCCUGGGAUGCCGGGCCUGGACUGAAUGGCGUCCGGCCUAUCUGGCCUUUCAAAGUCAGGACCUGUGGUCGUUGUCUGCAACCAAGGAUGCUGAAAUGAUUGUCUCUACUUAUUCGGCACUAAGACUCGGUCUACCCUUCGUGAUCCUGACACAGGAGUUGAACUAUAUUCCGUCCUCGGUUAUUCAGCAAAAGUCACCCCCUCCACACUUAGAACUCGUCAAAUACUAUUUUCGACCUCAAUUCGAAGAACUUCAAUCCGAGUUCCACGAUGUAAAGGCGCUGGGAGCCGCUGCACUCACAGAAUGGUACAAAGGCCUCGAGACCUUGGGUCCGCAAAGCAACGCCGACGCCGCACGUUUCGAGCAGUGGGAACUCCAAGGUGGCUUUUCGAGGAUCUCCACUGCAGUAGGCCAAAACGGAGGCAGCGUCGCUCCUUCGUCGAUGAGCGUGACGAGUCAUUCGGAGCUCAUGCAAACAUUUGACAACGUGCAACAGACAUCCUUGAACUCGGCAGUUGGAACACCCUCUUCUGGCAACGUGGUAUCAGAAAUUUCCACUCCCAGCAUUCACGAAGCGCAACGUGCAGAUGCUGAACAUCGAGAGAGCAAAGAUGCACUUCGAGAUCCCAACAUACAACUCCGAAAGCGCCAGCAACUGGAAGAGGAGAAACGUGUUGCACAAGCAAAUGCAAGCCGCAUGUGGCUCGAAUUGAAAAUCCCCGCAAGAGAUAAGCUACAGAAGUUUGCUCGAGAUUUCAUACAUCAGACGUGGUCGGAUGGUCGUGCGGUGACUAGGGCAACGGCACCCAAAUUCGCCGCGGAGGUCCUUUGUCACGUGCGACAACGUUUCGACGAGGUCCUUUUUCAGGAAGAUCGGAUGCUCGAGCUGAAAGGAACUGCUUUUCCACAGGACCAGGAGUCACUUGCCUGCCGGAAACUGAAUCUUGAGGAUUUGAAAUGGGUCUAUGAAGAAUUUGUGAAGCCUCAUACCGAGAGAUUCGGCAAAGAACUUUUUCUCUGCCACGUGUGCGACGUCAAUCAAAAGCUAUUCGCAUUCGAGGCUGUCAUUCAGCACUUUGCCGCAAAACAUACAAACUCGCUCAGCAGUGGCACCAGCAUCGUUUACUGGAAAGCCGAUUGGCCUCUCGAGCCUCCCUUUGAUCCACAUCCAAACAUUCCAUGGGCUCUCGACGUCACCGGCACCAUGUCUGGUGCGCAAGCACAUCAACAAGCCCGCCAAGGAUUCCAUCCUCGCGGCGCGCCGUCGUCAGUUGAGGGUGGCCCGAGAGGGUUACACACCUUUCCACCGCUGGUUCCAUCAUCACCAGUGUGGUCCGCCGAUGCAUCACAACGCAUCAACCAGCUUGGCUAUCCAGGGUCGAUGAGAAUGGACUCGCACGACGCCGGGCGCUUCGACCGAGGGCCUGAGAAGGGAGGUAUUCGGGGUAGCGUUGCCGGCUCCUCCAUUGCCAGAUCUGAAGUGUCUGGCCAUACCUAUGAAGACGGAUAUGGGCCUCGAUAUCAUCCCCAUACAUUUGCGCGUCCCGGGCCCUCUAAUGUUCAAUACUAUCACGGGUCAAAUGCUGGUGGUAGGGUUGGCGAUGAGAUGGGCAGGGGUCAUUCGCGCAAACCUGCAACUCGACGGGAGGAACCGCCCCAUCCAUACGAGCUUGGACGCGGCUGGGAAGGCUGGAAGCAACAAGGGCCCAUCUCCCACAGCUCCAUGAUUUAUUCGUACGGAGACGGCUCCUCCAGGUUCUCGUAUGUGGAGUCUCUCCAAAGAGAUGGCGACACCUCAGUCGAUGGAACAUCUGAGGCUGGGAUGGGUAGUAAGGCCACCAGCCGUAUCUCUUUGCGGCGGGAAAUGGCAUCAGAAUCAAGGGCACCAACCAGCGAAAUUGAACCGUCGAGAGAUGAAACCACUCAGGCCGCAACCAACGCAGCUGUGGAGAAUUUCCUCAAUAACUUCAGUCCCAUGGUUGAAGAGAACUUGGCCAGCACAAAGGAUGUUGUCGCAACUGCGCGUGCAAUUGACCUACAGCAACCCCGCAGUGUAUCGGGACUACACUCGGUCGAUGUUUAUCCUCAGCAGCACGAGGCCUGGGGGGCCUUGGACCGCCGCACCAUCGACCGCGUCUCUCCUAAUUCUCCUAGUUCUCGACAACGGCCUAUUCUGCCGAUAAGAGAGUUCGAACAGCCGACUUCGUGGGCUGACGACCCUCCAACGCAACGCCGCUAUAGCCCUCCGGUGCCACCAAAUGGCAAGGAUGAGACUACUUGGGAGUUGACUCACAGUGGCAGAUAUGGGGAGAAUGCCGAACGAAUACUCCAAAGCCGCUACGAUCAACAUGAGGGUAUGCGGGACGUGGUUUCGGGCUACGCCAUGCCUUCGUACGAGCCUCAAUACUUCUACGAUCAUGACGGAAGGCGAUAUGUCCAAGUCAGGGAACAGAGUAUAGAGCCGUACACGCUUCGAGCCGGAGAAUAUAUUCCCGAUCGAUUCCACGAACCCCCGCAGGUUGGUGGCUCACAUUACUUGGACAACAGGCGAUACUUGCUCGAGCGGCACGUGGUACACGACGACCGUUUCCGUGCUGGGUCUCGAGAAUAUCGACCGGGUAACAACGAUGACCACCCUGCUCAGAGUGGAGGACCACCUUUGGAUCAUUACUCCCACGAGGAAGUUGCACUUGAACCACGCACGCGAAGUGGAAGAAUCAGCACUCGGGAGAUCAUUUAUGAGCCAGUUGAACAACCAGUGCGGUACACUCCGCGAUCCUCUGGCGCAGGUCACCCUGGGGAAUGA